This is a messenger RNA of Bombina bombina (fire-bellied toad), 771 nucleotides long. RefSeq names its product reactive intermediate imine deaminase A homolog (gene RIDA). Bases 102 to 521 code for a protein of 139 amino acids. The record is from RefSeq and is a predicted model, not a curated record. Lineage: Eukaryota; Metazoa; Chordata; Amphibia; Anura; Bombinatoridae. Gene Ontology annotation, molecular function: deaminase activity. Gene Ontology annotation, cellular component: cytosol. The transcript has 6 exons.
CAUAGAGCGUGGUCUGGAAGAGUAGGCGUGCAAAUUAAAAGCUAGUGUGACCUGGCUGCUCACUUUGCAGUUUGCAUGUGUCAUAUGCGAGUAAAGGAGACAUGGCUUCUGUCAUCAGGAGAAUAAUCUGCUCUUCAAAGGCACCAGCUGCUAUUGGCCCCUAUAGCCAAGCGGUAGUGGUAGACAAAACCAUGUAUGUAUCUGGUCAGCUGGGAAUGGAUCCUAUAAGUGGGCAGCUUGUGCCUGGUGGCGUUAAGAAUGAAGCGAAACAGGCUCUAAUAAAUAUGGGGGAGAUUUUGAAAGCCGCAGGAUGUGAUUACAGUAAUGUUGUAAAAACAACAGUUCUUCUUGCUGACAUCAAUGACUUUAAUGAUAUGAACGAAGUCUACAAACAAUUUUUUCAGAGAAAUUUCCCAGCAAGAGCUGCAUAUCAAGUUGCUGCUUUGCCACGUGGUGGAAAAGUGGAGAUUGAAGCUGUAGCUGUUCUGGGACCUAUAACUGAAAUUUCUUCAGCAUUGUAAUGAACAUUCUUUUAAAAUACUCUGCCAACUGUGUCAUAACACUAAAUAAAUAAUAUUUAGAAUAUUCCAAACAUUUAUUGGAAUGCUAAAGCAGGGAUUUUUCUUUAAAUAUUAAACUUGGUUAACAGCCAGAAUGUUAAGGAGCAAAUCAAACCUAAUUCACAAAUGUUUUCAUUAGUCGCUGUCUUGUAUGAAAUAAAUGUUAGAAGAUAUCACUUUCUGUUAUAAAAUAAAUCCUCUUAUUUCCGUA